Molecule: messenger RNA, 1639 nt
Organism: Linum tenue
Lineage: Eukaryota; Viridiplantae; Streptophyta; Magnoliopsida; Malpighiales; Linaceae
Source: the annotation of a GenBank genome assembly
GCAGGUAGUGCCAAAUUUGGAGCAAGAACCGGACCGCUAAAAUCGCCGUAUUCGGAUCAGUAGGACAAACUAAUAUCGUCUCGCGCGCAGCUUCGGCCAAUCCUACCGUCGAUAAUGGCGAGGUAACUCAUGCGCUUUGUUCUUUUUCCCCCCCUUUCCUUGUGCUUUUACAUAAACCAUGAUAAACCCGCCCCACCCACCUUCCACUGCGACCAAAUCAUUCCUCUCCCUGCCUCGUUCUCAGCCUCAGGUGUCUCUCUUUGUUUCUAUCUUCUGGGUUGAUACCAGUAGACUGGGUUGGUUUUGAUAUGUGCUGGGGAAUCGCCAAAAUCUUGAAUUGAAACUUCCGAUUACUGCUACAGUUCAUUGGUUUUGGUUUAGAAGAUGGUCUCUGAUUGUCCAUUGUCAAUCGCUUGUGUGUGUGUCUCACUUUGUUAAUCAUUCUGGGAAAUUCUGAUUACAGGUGAUUUGUGUGUGUGCUCGAAUUUGUGAGCUUCCUUUCGUUCAUCAGAUAUCCCAAUGGGGAGUGCCUCGUCUAUGCUAACUCAAUAUGAUAUUGAAGAAGUUCAGGAGCACUGUCACAAGCUCUUCUCCCAACAAGAAAUAGUGUCAUUGUAUCAAAGGUUCUGCCAACUUGAUCGAAAUGCGAAAGGGUUUAUCUCGGCGGAUGAAUUCCUAUCGGUGCCUGAGUUUGCAAUGAAUCCACUUUCUCAGCGCCUGCUCAAAAUGGUGGACGGCUUGAACUUUAAGGACUUUGUAGCUUUCUUAUCUGCAUUUAGUUCGAAAGCAACUGCAGAACAGAAAAUAGCUUUGAUUUUCAAAGUAUACGACUCGGAUGGAAAUGGAAAAGUCUCUUUCAACGAUAUACUAAACGUGCUUCGUGAUUUAUCUGGAUCAUUCAUGUCAGAUGAGCAAAGAGAGGUACGAUUACUGCCCGUUCUGUAUAAUUUGAUCCUCUCGUGCUACUUUGAACUCGCUGGAAUAUUUGCGAUAUCGUACAUUGGCAUAUUGUCUGAUGAUCAUAGUCAUUCAGGACUAAAGCUGGAGCCUUGAUAAUGUAACUAGCAGGGAUCGGCUUGAUUGUAUAGUGUGGCUAUUUCUUAUAAGCAUUUCCACGGCAUAGUGAGCAGGGUUCUACUUUCUGGUGUUUGUUUCUUGCAGCAAGUCCUGACCCAAGUUUUAAAAGAGGCAGGUUACACAAAGGAAUGUUACCUCUUGCUAGAUGACUUCAUUAAGGUAUUUGGGAAUUCAGGCUUAAAAAUGGAGGUCGAGGUUCCAGUUGAUUAAGUGAAAAGUGAGCUCACCAUUCUAACUCGUCAGACCUGGGAACAAACGAGAUCGUGUGGUGGAUCUGUAGAUUGGAAGGAAAUGCCAUACAGUUGUUAUUUUGCUUAUGAGUUUAUAGCUAUAGAGAGCAAUUGAAAGUACACAAAUAAAUGCUCUUAGCUUCUUCAUCCUUCUCAAUUUUGUGUACAGUCUUCCCUUCAUUUGUUUUACCAUCUGUAAUAGUCAAGUCGGCCGAAGUUUUGGAUUUUGGCAGUAAAUUGGAUCAGGCGAUGUAACUUUUCAGGUUUAUUGACCGGCAAAUUGCAUCACAAUAGUUUACCAUAAUUAAAACGGUGAAUCCAUGGCAAACAAA